AUGGCACAUAUGAAUCAAGAUUGCAUCAAUCUGUUUCGGAAAUCCCAAAAUGCACUCGAAGACAAGUCUACCAUUUCUAUAGAAGAAGCGAACAGGGAGCUGGCCCUUGUACUCGCCGACCUCGUCGUCAACCACACCAUCCUUGGCACCUCUCUGUCCAGCUUUCCGGCAUGCGCUGACGUCCAGUCCGCAGUCGACUUUCUAGAGAGGUCUUUUCCAGGAUUCCGCGAUUUGGAAAUUAAUAAACGUUAUGAUGAAAUGCCUCAAAUCGGUGGCACCUUGGAAAGCACCGAAACGGAAGCAGGAACCAAAGUCAAAGCCUUCGAGACUGUAACUGCUGGGGAGUUCAUGAGGGCUGAGGCCCACGUCGUAACUGCUAGUCGCAAUGGAGGGGCCCACCAGUUGGUUGAAAUUGAUAUUUUGGAAGUUGACUAG
Psilocybe cubensis is the source of this 435-nucleotide messenger RNA. RefSeq lists its product as uncharacterized. The transcript is spliced from 2 exons. Bases 1 to 435 code for a protein of 144 amino acids. The record is from RefSeq and is a predicted model, not a curated record. Lineage: Eukaryota; Fungi; Basidiomycota; Agaricomycetes; Agaricales; Agrocybaceae.